Messenger RNA from Ictalurus furcatus (blue catfish), 1746 nucleotides. It is a transcript of the gene acot7, whose product is annotated as acyl-CoA thioesterase 7. The record is from RefSeq and is a predicted model, not a curated record. Gene Ontology annotation, biological process: acyl-CoA metabolic process; palmitic acid biosynthetic process. NCBI's taxonomy places the organism in Eukaryota, Metazoa, Chordata, Actinopteri, Siluriformes, Ictaluridae. The coding region runs from base 238 to 1293 and encodes 351 amino acids. Gene Ontology annotation, cellular component: nucleoplasm; cytosol; extracellular exosome. The transcript is spliced from 10 exons. Gene Ontology annotation, molecular function: long-chain fatty acyl-CoA binding.
GAACGUGUACAGGUGUUCCUAUUAAAGUGGCCGGUGGGUGUAUAUUAAAAAAAAAAACAAACCCAAAACAUCGAAGACACACAUUUAUACAAAACAAUAUCUCUCAUUUUAAACCAGAUUUCAUUAAGAACCCGCUGUAUUAUCUGGUGUAUCUGCAGUAGCCCAAGAUAUCCGGUGAACCGACUCCCCCCCAAAGCUCGUGCGCUCCGAGUCAUUCAGUUUCGUUUGGAGACUGUGAUGUCCGACACACCGUCCAUCAUGUCUGCUCCAGAUUCUCAAUCAUCCUCACCGUCCAUUCAGAUAUGCAGAAUUAUGCGACCAGAUGAUGCCAACAUCGUGGGUAACGUCCAUGGUGGGACGAUCCUGAAGAUGAUUGAGGAAGCUGGGUGCAUAAUAGGAACUCGCCACUGUAAUACUCAAACUGGGGACCGCUGCGCUGCUGCCCUGGCACGAGUGGAGCGCACCGAUUUCCUGUACCCCAUGUUCAUUGGCGAGGUGGCCCAUGUGAGCGCGGAAAUCACCUACACCUCCAAACACUCUGUGGAGGUGCAGGUCAACGUGGUGUCUGAAAACAUACUAACAGGUGCCAAGAAGUUAACCAACAAGGCAACACUGUGGUAUGUCCCCGUAUCGCUUCAAAAUGUGGACAAAAUCAUUGAAGUCCCCCCCAUUGAGUACUCCAGUCCUGACCAGGAGGAGCUGGGUAAGAAGAGGUAUGAAGCUCAGAAGCUUGAACGAAUUGAAACAAAAGAAAGGAAUGGCGAGAUCAUUACACCGGUUUCUCUUCCUGAAAGGCAGACAAAAGAACCAUAUACCAUCGGAUUCAGCCAGUCGAGUCUCAUCCACCUGAUUGGUCCUUCAGAUUGCACUCUGCAUGGCUUUGUACAGGGCGGUGUCACCAUGAAGCUAAUGGACGAGGUGGCAGGAAUCGUGGCCGCUCGUCACUGCAAGACCAACAUUGUGACCGCAUCCGUGGACGCCAUCAAUUUUCACCGCAAGAUUAAGAAAGGUUGUGUGAUCACAGUAUCCGGGAGAAUGACUUUUACUAGUAACAAGUCAAUGGAGAUCGAGGUGUUUGUGGAUGCUGAUCAGUUGGCGGACACGGAGGAGGGGAAAUAUCGGGCUGUCACUGCCUUCUUCACCUACAUUUCUCUGGACAAACAAAACAAGCCGCUGCCUGUGCCUCCCCUGAAGUUGGAAGGUGAAGCGGAGCAGAAGCGUUUUGAAGAAGGAAAACUUCGGUAUCUUCAAAACAAGGCGAAGAGAGUGGCGGAGAAGGAACAGAAACAAUGAUGCCCCUCAGUACCUGAGCAUAAUAUGAUAGUGUAGCAGAAUAUUCCAGUAGAACAUUGUCCAAAGUCUCAGUUAAAAAAUACAAGCCUCUCUUAUCUUAUGUAGCUGAGUGGAUGAAAAGGGGGGAAAAUAUUUUACGUACGUCGUACUUUCCACUAAUGCUUUCCAUUUGUUGUUUCGCUGCUGCAUACCAAAGCACCUUGUGUAUGUAGAUAUUCGUUGGAACAGAGUAUUAUAUUAUAUAAAUCUUAUGUCUGAAGAGAUCUAUUUAUGAAGUGCUUCGAUCAUUCUGUGUAAUAAUAAAAAGGAUGCACUAAUAACAACUUGCGCAUGUCUAUCUGUAAUACAAUUUGUAGUGAUGGUAAUGGCCAGCCAACAAUUUAUACAACUCCAAUAAAUAAGGGAUAAAACAUAACAAGGUGCUCUGUUACAGGAAAAUAAUCAACGACUGGG